Messenger RNA from Laetiporus sulphureus 93-53, 1198 nucleotides. RefSeq lists its product as uncharacterized. The coding region runs from base 126 to 1064 and encodes 312 amino acids. The record is from RefSeq and is a predicted model, not a curated record. Lineage: Eukaryota; Fungi; Basidiomycota; Agaricomycetes; Polyporales; Laetiporaceae. The transcript has 5 exons.
CGUCCCCAAUCUCGUUCGAGUCUUAGAUCCUCGUAGUCACACUACCCACAUUCUUUUGCACCGACCGGCGCCCCCGUGGACAACGUACACUUCCAAACAGCUCAUUCUCGCAAUCAGAAUCUAGGAUGAAGUUUUCUACGACGUUUAUACCACUUUUAGCGGCGGGCUCCUCACUGGCCGCCGCGACGCGCUCAUCGCUCACGCGCGGUGCCGCUGCCUCUCGGCGCGACAUCAUCCAGUCGCGCCAGAUGCACAUCCAGCGCGACCUCCUCGACGUGUGUGCGAGCCUCGACGUUGACCUCGAAAUUCUCGGCAUCGUAUACGGACACCUCGACAUCUGUCUUUGCGUGUCGCUUAUCCCUGAUUUCAUCGAAGUCGACGUGGUAGCGCAGGCGGCAGUUGACGUCCUCGGUCUGGCCGUCGUUGAGGCUUCUAUUCAGGCACUCAUUGAAGGCGCGGACUCCCAUGCCCAAUGCCAGUACCCGCCGCACGCGGAGCCGGUCUGUGAGGUGGGAUGGGUCUGCGGGUUCAAAUGCGAAGACGGGUUCACACCGUACACGCCGCCCGGUAGCGAUCAUCCGACGGAGUGUGUGUGCGAUCUUCCCAGCACGGUUUGUAACGGCAUCUGCGGCUCCUUCCCGAAUGGUUGCGGCUCGCAGAGCGCGUCCCGUAGGAAGCGCGCGCCAACAUGCGCGAGCGGUUUGACAGCUUGCGGUGUUCCGGGCGGCAGCCGUGGGAAAGGCUACGAGUGUUUGGACACUACCAGUGAAUUGGAGUCGUGCGGUGGCUGUGUGGUUUCUUCUCCCUUCUCGACACCCGCCAAUGCACCCCUCGGCAGGGAUUGCUCAGCCAUUCCUCACGUCUCCUCCGUCUUAUGCGCGCAGAGCAAGUGCGUUGUCUCCGCCUGCGACACCGGAUACACCGCCGAUGCGAUUGGCGCAGCCGGUGUCUCGGUCCUCCGCCGUGAUGUCCUUGAUGCUGGAGCAAUUGCCGCCGCCGCCGCCGACGUCGCAAAUCUCGUGGAGGCUGACGCGCUUGCUGCAGCUGGCGUAUCGGUCCUUUGAUUGGGAGGAAGAUGGAUUCUGCUCAGAGACAAUAUCCAAAAGACUUUGUUCGUGGCGCCAAUGAAGUAUCCCUGCUGUUGUCAUUCUUUCAGCUCACCAUUCGUUCGUGUUCAUACCCCGUUCACUAGCUUAAU